Messenger RNA from Penicillium odoratum, 936 nucleotides. RefSeq lists its product as uncharacterized. The coding region runs from base 1 to 936 and encodes 311 amino acids. Gene Ontology annotation, cellular component: mitochondrial inner membrane; mitochondrion. Gene Ontology annotation, biological process: protein insertion into mitochondrial inner membrane from matrix. NCBI's taxonomy places the organism in Eukaryota, Fungi, Ascomycota, Eurotiomycetes, Eurotiales, Aspergillaceae. The record is from RefSeq and is a predicted model, not a curated record. The transcript has 3 exons.
AUGGCGUCCUCACUACGCCUGCCUGCUAGCAGCUUUGCUAGCGCCACACGUCCAAGCUCCGUGAUCGCACAGACUUUUACCCCGGCUUCGCAUCAAUACCGACCAUUUUGCCAAUCCUCUCAGCGAUGGGCAUACAAGAGCACCAACUUCUCGCCCAAGGCCCCCACAGGUCCUUCGAUGAAGACUCGGCAAAAAGAACUCAUGACUGGUCAAUUACCUAGUGAUAUUGGAAUUUUGCCGGGAACCUUUGUCCGGCCGCUGUGGAGGGAUCUGCCUUCGGUUUUCAAGAGCCCGCGGGAUCGGUGGAACAUGGAAUGGGUUUCGUUGAAGAGCUGGUUCCAGAACUUCAUAAGUUUGGUCACUUAUUGCAAGAGGAUCAACAAUAUCCCCUUGAUGUUGAAAGAGCGGCGGAAGAUUGGGCGCCUUUUGUAUGGCGAUAUGUACACUGCCUUUGCAGGAGGUGAUAUCUCCGGCAUUCGUCGUAUUUGUGGUGAAGGUCUUGCCAAAAAUCUCUCCUCACAGAUUGAAGGCCGACCCAAGAACCAGCAAGUGACCUGGAACCUUGUCAAAUGGGUUCGAGGACCAAGCACAUUUUUUACCGGUAUCCGUGUUAUGUCAGACCGCGCAACCCAAAUUCCCGAAGUUCCCAACUCGGGUAUUCGCCAGAUCGUCCUGCGUAUGACCUCCCGACAGUCCAUGUCCAAAACCACAAAGGGUUCGAACGCAGAAGUUACUGGGGUCCCUGCCAAAGAGCAAACCUGCGUGGAACACUUUGUCAUCCAGGAGAUUCGCUGGAACGGCAAGAGCACCGGAUGGCGGGCCUGGGGCCAUGUCACACCCACAGAUCUGGAAACCGUUUAUAGCGACCCUGCCUUCGCCCCGGGGCUGACCGCUUUGGAGCGGUUGGAGGGUAUGAAGAAGACCAUGGGCCAGUGA